GAAGCCGGGGUUUGACACAUAAUUUCCAGCAGAGAAAAUCAUGUGUGGUGCCUUAACUGUUGUACCCCUCAUUUUUUCCCAUUUUACUUCGUGCUUCGUCUUAACAUAUACCAAUCUUUUACAACAAAUGCCCCGAUCAGCCUGGAAAGGUCCUUUUUUUGUAGCAUUCCCUGGUUUAAAGCAAGCUAUUGCCAAUGGCACUCCCAUUGCUACACAAGCUCGUAGUUGCACGAUCCUACCUUCCUUCGUUGGUUUGAAGUUUUUAGUACACAAUGGAAAAGAAUAUAUGCCAGUAUUAGUGACAGAAGAGAUGAUUGGUCAUAAACUCGGCGAAUUCUCAUUCACAAGAAAACGAUUCAACUACAGAUUCACAAAGAACAAAUAAACAACCAAAAGCAAAAGCGAUACCAUUACAGGCACCAUUACGAAAUUUUCUCCACACAAUUAGGUUGCUCUUUAUCAAUUAAUGUUAAUGUGUGAUUUUAUGUAUCAAUGAAGAAGACCCAAAAUUUUGUAAUAUAGAAGUUAGGAAUAAAAGAGACAA
Messenger RNA from Mycotypha africana, 544 nucleotides. RefSeq lists its product as uncharacterized. NCBI's taxonomy places the organism in Eukaryota, Fungi, Mucoromycota, Mucoromycetes, Mucorales, Mycotyphaceae. The coding region runs from base 41 to 385 and encodes 114 amino acids. Gene Ontology annotation, biological process: translation; ribosomal small subunit assembly. The transcript has 2 exons. The record is from RefSeq and is a predicted model, not a curated record. Gene Ontology annotation, molecular function: structural constituent of ribosome; RNA binding. Gene Ontology annotation, cellular component: ribosome; cytosolic small ribosomal subunit.